GCUCCCCCUCCACAACAGCAGGCUGGAGCCCAUCUCGACACUUGCAAUACACAUCAAACACAGUGAACACGCCAACAUGUCUGACGGCUCACAUUCAGAGAAGCCUAAAGCCGGCGCCGAAUCACCGACCACGGCUCGCGAGCUCGAUUUCGACGAUGACCACGACGAGAGCCGACCCAUCAAAAGCCCUACGCCCAAGCAGGUCAGCUUCGUUGAGGUCGAGGACGAAGAUGCUCCAUCAAAGCCCGCCCGCCCUCUGAGUCCCCAAUCUCAGAACGAGAAGACCCUCAAGGAGGCCUUUCCCACAAUCGACGCCAAGGUCAUCCGCGCCGUCUUGAUAGCAAGCGGUGGCAAUGUCGAACCUGCUUUCAACGCUCUUCUAGCCAUGUCCGACCCAGACUUCAAACCCGAGGAGGCUCCCCCACCGCGUCCCCCGAGACCUACUCAGGCUCAGCGACAGCUUGAUGCCGACGAGCAAUACGCUCGUCAGCUCGCUCAACACUUCCAGUCUGAAUCUCGUCCUCAGCGUGCUAUGAGAGACGAGGAUGAUCGCGGCCCGCCUCUGCCCAACCGCCCUAGACAGCAGCAGCGUCCAGGCCUUGCUGAGGAUGACCGAGAGUACAGCUUCUUUGAUGAUGACCUACCCCAGAUCAAAGAGAACGUGCGCAAGGGCUUCUUGGAGACGCAAACAAAGGUCAACAGAUGGAUCACUGACUUCAGAAAGAAGCUGGACGGAGAGGACAACGACGACCCGUAUGCCGGUCCGACCAGGCAGGAUAGCCCACCUCGCAGGCAGAACUAUGGUCCCUCGCAGUCCGAGCAGCUCUAUGGUAUCCGCAGAUCGGCCGAUGUGAGCAGAAAGAGCACAGACAAGGAUCGCUACGACUUGGACAACCGCGUCUUGGACGACGAUUUUACUGCUCUAGAACUUCGCGACGAUGAGGCUCCUUCGCGUGCUUCGUCCUCGCGCAAUCGCCCUCUCGCCAACCCUGACCUUUUCAAGGCCAAUGUCGCCCCACCUCAAUCCGGUCCGGUAGACGAGGUUGACGCCAUAGACCGAAGGAACCAACGUCAACCCUCUCCUAGUGGUGCCUCCAAGUCAGCCAAGUGGCAGCCUUUGACUUCGAUUGCUCCCAAUCCUGAGUCCGAAGAGAACGACCCCUUUAGUCUGGGUGACAGCGAUGACGAGAAGGAGACCAAGACCAAGGAUACCAGAGAGUCUGACACUGCCCGCCUGAAAGAAGCUGCUCGUAAGAGCGUGACGGCCGAGUCCGCUGAUGCUCCGAAAGAGCUCCAGGCCAGCGAAAGAUCUGGAAGCACCAAUGUCAGGGACAAGGAAGCCGAGGCUUUGUUGACUGGCAAGAAGCCUUAAAGCUUACACAUCGUAUACCCCUGCUUCACUUUUGCGAUCUUGAUAUACAUAGCGAACACAAUGGAACAAGCACGGUCAUUUUACAACGUUGAUCUGAUAUUUCAAGAUAUCGAAGACCAUCACCCUCAAGCACAAAUCGAAAGCUUCUUUUACUAGUAUCCAACGGCCUGUUUU
Messenger RNA from Aureobasidium pullulans EXF-150, 1546 nucleotides. RefSeq lists its product as uncharacterized. Lineage: Eukaryota; Fungi; Ascomycota; Dothideomycetes; Dothideales; Saccotheciaceae. Gene Ontology annotation, biological process: ubiquitin-dependent protein catabolic process. Gene Ontology annotation, molecular function: ubiquitin conjugating enzyme binding; ubiquitin binding. Gene Ontology annotation, cellular component: cytoplasm. The coding region runs from base 77 to 1372 and encodes 431 amino acids. The record is from RefSeq and is a predicted model, not a curated record. The transcript has 4 exons.